Molecule: messenger RNA, 890 nt
Organism: Panicum virgatum (switchgrass)
Lineage: Eukaryota; Viridiplantae; Streptophyta; Magnoliopsida; Poales; Poaceae
Product: probable glutathione S-transferase
Exons: 3
Coding region: 39-722 (227 amino acids)
Biological process (GO): glutathione metabolic process
Cellular component (GO): cytoplasm
Molecular function (GO): glutathione transferase activity
Source: RefSeq, a predicted model, not a curated record
UUCUAGUUUCGCCAGGACAGCAGCAAGAUCGAGCAGAGAUGUCACCACCGGUGAAGCUCAUCGGCGCCUUCGGCAGCCCAGCCGUCCACCGUGCGGAGGCGGCCCUGCAGCUCAAGGGCGUGCCUUACGAGCUCAUCCUCGAGGACCUGGAGAACAAGAGCGAGCUGCUGCUCACGCGCAACCCCAUCCACAAGAAGGUCCCCGUGCUCCUCCAUGGCGACCGCACGGUCUGCGAGUCCCUUGUCAUCCUCGAGUACGUCGACGAGGCCUUCGACGGGCCGCCGCUCCUGCCGGCCGACCCCUACGACCGCGCCAUGGCUCGUUUCUGGGCUCAUUUCAUUGAUCACAAGUGCGCCAAGCCGUUCAUGCUGUCGAUGUGGUCGGAGGGAAAGACGCAGGAGGAGUCCGUGAAGGAGUCGAAGGAGAACCUGGCGCUCCUGGAGGAGCAGCUCAAGGGGAUGGGGAACAAGAGGUUCUUCGGAGGCGACUCCAUCGGCUACCUCGACAUCGCCGCGUGCGGCGUAGCUCACUGGAUAAGCGUGCUGGAGGAGUCGGCUGGAGUAAGUCUGAUGAGCGACGAAGAGUUCCCUGCUCUGUGCCGGUGGGCCGACGAGUACACCUCCGACGAAGCUAUCAAGCAGUGCCUGCCGGACAGGGACCGACUUCUGGCCCACUACGUUGCAAACAUGGACAAGUUCAGACUGAUGGUCAAGGCAAUAUGAUGUCCUUUGCAGCAAGCGGCAAUUUGUACGGCUUAAUCUCUCUUGUGACUGGAGUGGGGAAUCCUAAUGUAUGGAUCGGAUCAUGAUGUAGACACGAUGUGUGUGUUACUGUUGGGUGCGCUUCAAUAAAAUGGACAUGCUAGCUGUUACACUUGUUGGAAGCAAGAA